CAAAUAUCUCAGCUUCCUCGAAAUCCAUAUUGCAACUACUACGGCCCUGCAGUAGUAAUUUAAAGAUGAGCACAAGUAUCGUCGACGUAUCCAGCAAACUUGGAGAAUACAUGAUAAAAGGCUGGGUGUUAACAGACACAACAUGCCCGUCCCCGGCAUGUUACGGCGUUCCUCUCAUGAGGUCACCUAACAAUGGAUCACCGGUAACUCACCUUUGCGUGAAUUGCAAUGGUCCUCAACAAUCUACAUCUAAUUCUUCAUCAACAAAUUCAUCGUCAACUCAUGAAUAUAAUUCGCGACCAUCAACUCCUCCUACAGAGCUAUCUAGCGCUUUGAGCUCCCCAACGUUUGCCCCUCCCAUUGACACCGAAGAGAUAAUCCGCAGGCGGCAACAAUCAGACCAAGCAUCUGCAGAGAUUGGAAAGCGUCUUUUGAAGGGAUGGGCGAUGCUUGGUGAAGAAUGUCCGAACAUAAGGUGUUAUGGCGUACCUCUUGUAAGACCUCCAAAAGGCGGAGAGGAGAGAGAUCCUCGCAAGGAAUGCGUUGUUUGUGGGACGGUCUACGUUACUGAUGUCUCUGAAGGGUGGCAGCGCCUUGUCCCAGCUCCACCUGCAAUUGGAACAGGAUCCAACUCGGGAACUGGAAACUCUAUGUCAAGUGCUCCGAUGACAUUGGGCUCUCGUGACAAAGGAAAAGCAGUGAUGCGCAAUAUACCUUCACAGUCUUCGCCAUUACUUCCUGCGUCAGAGUCGUCAAAGUUGACGAUCAAUAUUCCGAAACCUACACGAGACUUGGCUAAUAAUAGCGAACGUCUGCAUGCAAGUGCCAAUGCGUAUUCCCCUGCUCAGGCGCUCAAGCUGUCUUUGGAUGCUAUGUCACAAAGACUUGCGCAGAUCUGCGAAACCGCAAAUCAAAUGGACGUGGCAUCUAUUGCAUCAGCUGCAGAUGCCAUCAACAAGGUUGCACAGGCUUUGUCCCAAGUAAGGCAGCUAGGAGAACAGGAUUAAAUUUAUCUGGUCGCCCCUGUCUGAUGGUAGAUCUGUUUCACCUAUUACUGUGACUUUUGUCGUUCCCACCACAAUACUAUUUAGUGGAAAUGAUAAUCUUUAUUUUCCUCCAGACGAUAUGUUAGUUCG
This is a messenger RNA of Suillus discolor, 1136 nucleotides long. RefSeq lists its product as uncharacterized. The transcript has 7 exons. Bases 66 to 1007 code for a protein of 313 amino acids. Lineage: Eukaryota; Fungi; Basidiomycota; Agaricomycetes; Boletales; Suillaceae. The record is from RefSeq and is a predicted model, not a curated record.